Messenger RNA from Ananas comosus (pineapple), 1018 nucleotides. Its product is annotated as ethylene-responsive transcription factor ERF109-like. The transcript has a single exon. Gene Ontology annotation, biological process: regulation of DNA-templated transcription; ethylene-activated signaling pathway. The record is from RefSeq and is a predicted model, not a curated record. Bases 93 to 854 code for a protein of 253 amino acids. Gene Ontology annotation, molecular function: DNA binding; DNA-binding transcription factor activity. NCBI's taxonomy places the organism in Eukaryota, Viridiplantae, Streptophyta, Magnoliopsida, Poales, Bromeliaceae.
CUCCUGCACGUCAUCAACCCCCCUCCCUUAUAAUUCCACCCCUUCCUCCUACACUUGACACCUAAUUAAUUAGCGUACCACCGACAACAACAAUGGUUCCGAAGCGAGAACGUUACGGCCACUUCAGCAGCAGCAACAGCAGCAGCAGUAAUACUAGUACUACUGCUAAUAAUAAUAUUUCGCAGUUCCACUCCCGCCUCUCUCGCGACGAAGAGCACGCCAUCAUCGUCUCCGCCCUCGUCCACGUCAUCUCCGGCUACGCCACCGCCCCGCCCGACCUCCCCCUGCUGGCUCGCCCCAACGCCUGCCGCCUCUGCCGCAUCGACGGCUGCCUCGGCUGCGGCUUCUUCUCAUUCAGCACCGGCAAGGAGGAGACCGCCGCAACUGCCGCAGCGGCGGCGGCAGCGCCGCGUGUCGACGAGGCGCAGCGGGGGCGGAAGAAGAAGAAGAACAAGUACAGAGGGGUGCGGCAGCGGCCGUGGGGGAAAUGGGCCGCGGAGAUCCGCGACCCGCGCCGCGCGGUGCGCAAGUGGCUGGGCACGUUCGACACGGCCGAGGAGGCGGCGCUGGCCUACGAUCGCGCCGCCAUCGAGUUCCGCGGCCCCCGCGCCAAGCUCAACUUCCCCUUCCCGGAACAGCCGCACCAGGGCACCGAUCACGACCUCGGUUCCCCGCCGACGCCGUCGAAUUAUCCAACAAUGCAGAAACAAGAGAGUAGUAACAACAAUGAAGACGACGACAACAACAACAACGCUACAAGCCGAGGCGAGGGGGCGGAAACGGUGGAUAUAUGGGACGGGCUACAGGAUCUGAUGCAGCUCGACGAUGGAGAGAUGUGGUUCCCGCCAUUUUAGUGAUUAAUGAAGCUUCAAAUAUGCAUGUAAUUAAAUCCGGAAAUAUUGUUUUUAUAUAAUUCCGGACUUAGAUUAGGAGGAAUUAAUCAAUUGCAGAUAUAUUUGUAUUAGUUUGAUUAUUACGUGCACAAAGUAAAAAAAGUGAGCGAGUAUACCCAACAGUA